Musa acuminata AAA Group (dessert banana) is the source of this 2415-nucleotide messenger RNA. RefSeq names its product protein SHORT INTERNODES 1-like. Lineage: Eukaryota; Viridiplantae; Streptophyta; Magnoliopsida; Zingiberales; Musaceae. The transcript has 3 exons. Gene Ontology annotation, biological process: positive regulation of DNA-templated transcription. Gene Ontology annotation, cellular component: nucleus. Gene Ontology annotation, molecular function: DNA-binding transcription factor activity; DNA binding. Bases 549 to 1538 code for a protein of 329 amino acids. The record is from RefSeq and is a predicted model, not a curated record.
UUUUAGUGAGUCAAAAGAAUAUGUUUUUUAUUCUUUUUCUAGCAGAGAAAGAGAAGAGGAGGAGGAGGAGGAGGAGGAGAAGGUAGUGGUGUAAUAAAUGGGAUUGAGGUGGUGGCAGCAGCGAGUGGUUGCAGUCUCCAUGGCGGCGUUACAGUGGCUCUAAGACCUCGGCUUGAAUAUACUCCGCAAACACGGAGAGAGAGAGAGAGAGAGAGAGAGAGAGAGAGAGAGAGAAGGGAAUUCGAGGGAUCGAAGAAGAGAGAGAAGCGAGGGAGAGGAGUUCAGCUGCAGCGGCUGCGGCUGUGCCUGUGCCCGCCUGUCUCUCUCUCUCAGAGCAGCUAGAGAUCGUUAAAGACAAACAAAAAGCGGACAAGAGUUGCAGAGAAGUAGCAAGAAAACUAGCAUCACAAGAACGAUCCCUCUACUCCUUGAAGGAUACAAGUAAUUUAGUAGAGAAUUAGAUCUAGUGGAUUAGGCAAAGGGUAGAGAAAGAGGAGAGGGGGAUCGAUCGAUCCUCCUAUGGAUUUAAGAGUUCUCGAGGAAGGAGCAUGGCAGGAUUCUCUUUAGGUGGGGGAAGCAGGCAAGGAGGAGGAGAAGAAGGGAUUCCACCUGAGAGCUUAUUCCUCUACGGCAGCGGCAGUGGCGGUGGUGGUGGCAGUAGAACCGAAGAGAUCACCACCUACACAAGAGGCUUCGAGCUAUGGCAGCAGCACCAGCACCAGCACCUCUACACCUCCACCACCGCCGGGCUUCUUUCCUUCUCGGAUGAGCCGCUCCAUGCCGGUGGAACUGUCGGCCCCACGUUAAGCAUGAGAGGCAGCGGUGGCGGCGGAGGGGUGAGCUGCCAGGACUGCGGCAAUCAGGCCAAGAAGGACUGCGUCCACAUGCGGUGCCGGACCUGCUGCAAGAGUCGAGGUUUCCAGUGCCCCACGCACGUCAAGAGCACCUGGGUCCCCGCCGCCAAGCGCCGUGAACGCCAGCAGCAGCUGUCCGCCACCGCCGCCCUUCAGCAUCAGUCUCAGCGCCUCCGAAUCGGUGGAUCGACGACCGCGGCUCUCACCCGAGGAGGUGGAGGUGAUGACAGCGGAGGAGAGCCGUCCAAAAGGGCUAGGGAAAUAGUCAACCGUCGACCCACUGCCAUCACCAGCACUUCAUCAGGAGGCGACGGAACGGAGGCGGUGAGUUUCCCCGCGGAGGUGAGCUCGCCGGCUGUGUUCCGAUGCGUGCGUGUGAGCCCCAUGGACGACGCCGAGGACGAGUUCGCAUACCAGACGGCCGUCAGCAUCGGUGGGCACGUUUUCAGGGGCAUCCUCUACGACCAGGGCCCGGAUGCCCAGUACCCAUUUCACGGUGAUCAACCCUCGUCUUCCACUGCCGCCGCUGCCAUUACCACUGCAGCUGCCUUUGCUACUAACCUCACUGCUGCACCUCCUACUAGCUCAACAGCCGGAUUAUUGGACCCAUCCGCUCUUUAUCCGACUCCGCUGAGCUCCUUCAUGGCGGGUACUCAGUUCUUCCCACACCAUCCGAGACCCUAGAGAGCUCGUGUGCUUCUUUUAGAACUUAGAACAGCUUUAGUGCCUGCCUUACUCUCGUUUCCAGUCCUCUACCUUAGACACUGUAGUGUUGGAGUCAUCUCAUCUUGAUUUCCUUCAAGGCGAUUGAAUCUAACAAAAGUUUCAGCCAUGGCUUAGCUUUUUCCCACUCCUUCCAUUCGGAGCCUUUGUCCCCUUGAGAUUGCCAGCCAUCUAUUGGAGAAGGGCUAGUGUAGGGCCUUACGGGGGGUUUGCCCUUUAGGCCUGCAGGUUAGGAAGUGGACGACCGAAGCAACAUUGAGUUGGUUUGGCAAGUAGUUAGGCAACAGGAAGACCCGCGAGAACAAGCAAGGACGGAUGCCUUCGUUCUUGAUGGCUAGCUUACUCGCCUGUUGCUUUCUUGGAGUCUCUAUCAUAUGUCGAGCUCUCUUUUCCUAAUCUUGCUCGAGUUCAUGUGUCAGCCCCGAGUGCAGUGCAGAAAGUUGCAGGCCACCAUGCAAUGGCAAGGGGAUACGGAAUCCUGCAGACGAAACCUCUCACAUUCUCCUUCAUCGGUCUCUCCUGUCCCCUUCCUUGCUAUGCAUGCAUUACUUCUCUACACGAUGAGGCGCACAACUAAUCUCCGCUCUCCGACUCGGAACCAUGGUUGGAUGCCCUCGUCGCUUUCUCUCUUUGGCCUGACCACAGGGAAGAAUGACAUGAAAGGAUGAUAGCAACAAAGACUUGGAAGAAAGUAAGCUGUCAUUUGUCUCUCAUCCAUCUCACCUUUUGCCAUGAAAACAUAUCAUAUGUUAGCUUCUUGUCUGAAAAAGGUUGUUGUUCAGAGCUUUAUCUAUUCUUUCCUAUUGCAUUGAAGUUGGGAUUUACCUUCCCAAGUCAA